Messenger RNA from Mya arenaria, 1797 nucleotides. RefSeq lists its product as uncharacterized. NCBI's taxonomy places the organism in Eukaryota, Metazoa, Mollusca, Bivalvia, Myida, Myidae. Gene Ontology annotation, molecular function: protein kinase activity; ATP binding. The record is from RefSeq and is a predicted model, not a curated record. The transcript has 13 exons. Gene Ontology annotation, biological process: protein phosphorylation. The coding region runs from base 139 to 1683 and encodes 514 amino acids.
AUACUUACUAUGGAUUUAUUAUGUCAGAGUAACUAGUGUCGGCAUAUUUUAAGGCCAGGGUUUCAACGAAUAUCGGGUUAUUAUAGUGUGACUGACGUUUAACACACGGGCAGAAUCUAGCAAAUUGUAACAGAAGUCAUGGACUACAAAAAGACUAUGGCUGAGCUGAAAGAAAAGUUUCAAACUCCCGGUACAGAGGCUGUACAUCCUACAGGAACAGAUGAACUGGAUUUUGGGAUGAUCCGACAGUUACCACAUAAAACACAAGAAAAUUUAAAUUACUUUAUUCAAGGUCUUGGAAAUGGAAAAGUGACACUUGAUCGCGACAAAAGUGGAAAGCUUGAUGUGCAGUUCACGGAAACACAGAAGAUCCCUUGGGAUGGCUCUGAGCCCGGCAAAAUAGCUACACCAAAAUCGGACCAUGGCGUAAACACAAAAACAGAGAUGUGUCUCCGACUAUUGGAAUACAUCAAGGGAAACAAACCACCCGUUGGAGUGAUGUUUGACAAGACAAAGGUAACAUUAUCACGAGGUAAAACAUACAAAGAGGGUCAAGAAUAUGAUCAUGAAUAUGUACAGAAGGUAUCCAGUAGCAGGAAUGUUGACGAAUCUGAACAAAGGGGGUAUGCAAAAGAGCCAAUAACUACACUGAUCAAGAAAUUUCUUGGCAAGGGCAUUCAUGGUGACAUCUUAGUUGUUCGGGACCGUGGAACGAAUGCCGUGCAUGCUGAGAAAACGAUCAUGAUCUCACACAUCAAUCCGAAUGAGAUUCGAUGCUGGGUCACCUUGAUGGAAACCGGGUAUGUUCCUCAACUGUACAUGUUCCGAAUAGAUGGAGAUGCUGUUGUCAUAAAUAUGGAAAGUUUAGAAACAGCCAAAACUCUCGAAGAGAUUAUAAAUGAAGAAAACUUACGAAAAGCAGAAAAUGCUGAUUUGCUGAAACCGUUUUCCCUCUAUGUGCUGGAUGGAGCGUUGGAAGCCUUGUGUGAUAUGCACAAUAAAGAAUGGGCACAUAAUGAUUUGCACGGUGGGAAUGUGAUGUUAGACAAUGAACUCAAGAUCAAGAUUAUAGAUUUUGGAUGUGUAAGUAAGAUUGAAGACAGUGCAGAAGUAAUCAAACGGAGCCCGUUUCAACAUGACAUAAGAAAUGCGGUCCGCUUGUUUACUGCCAUAUUCUGUGGACAAUACUUUGAAAGUAUCUACGAAUUCGAGACGAAUUCACAUGCAAGAAUAGACGAGGCUGCAAAGUUGGCCGGACUGCCCAACAAAGACAAAGAGUUAAUAUUUGCUGUGAUAGAUCAGGUUUUAAAGAUAACAAAUCUCCGCCAAUUGAAGGAAUUCAAGCAAGGCGUAAACGACAUAAUGCGAAAAGAAAUGGGUGAUUCACACGAAACAAUUCGCAAGAAAGUAGCUGUCUUGUUAUUUCCAGACAAGUUUCACGAUCUUCAUCAAGAAAAGCUGUCGGCUGAGGAUGAAGCAGACCGCAUUGACGAUGAGGCAGACUGCAUUGAGGAUGAGGCAGACUGCAUUGGGGAUGAGGAAGAAUGCAUUGGAGCUGAGGCAGAUUACAUUGGGGGCGAAACCUUUGCAUUGUUGCCUGAUCUAGACCUAGACAGUGUUGCGGCCAAGAUCACAGAUCAACAAAUUAAUGAGCUUUGCAGGCAGUGUGGACUCAGCCUAUGAUCUAGAUAUAAAUGUAUAUCUCGGGAUAAGAACAGUUACGUUACUUUUAAGGGUGUGUCAGUAGUUUUUAUUUUUAGUUUAAAUACAUUGAAAUCGACCAAUGUAUAUGCUUUA